ACAGUGCUGGGGCACAUGGGUGGAAACUGGCGAAGAGCAGGGAGUAACAGCAGGCAAACGAGAGGAGUGCAAAGUUCGAAGUCAUACAGGGGGGCAGGUAUAAAGGUAGGUGAACUGUGAGCUAUGGCAGAUUACACACUGAAUAUGGAGGUGAGUCCUGCAUGGGUUCACAGUGUCUUCAUCGUCCUGGCCGUGUUGAGCCAGAUCCUCUCUGAAUUCUUCACCACAACCUUCAUCAGCGGUGUGUACCACAGCUCCAGUGAUAAUGUCUCUUACAGCUGCUCCAUUGAUGCCUCCCUGGAUGCCUGGGCCAGUUCCAUGUGGAUCAUGCUCAGUGUGUGGAAUUUGGUUUGGCUCAUAUACGCUUUCUCCACAGUACUUCGCAGGAACGUUCUCGGCCCAGUGUGCUGUAAUCCUGAAGUACACCCACCUCUCUUCUACAUGACCUGGAUUUUCAUCGGUUUUGUGAGGGUUGCCUUGUGGUUUCUCGGGAAUGAUCCGUGUUUGGUCAGAACCUUUGCCCUGAAGAUGCUCAUUCCAGUGUCAGCCAACGUGAUGCUCGGCAUUUCCUACAGCAACCUCCAUCAGCAUCAGUCCUGGCUGGCCGCCCACAGCCCAAACGACUACUGGUUUAUUUGCUUUCUUACCCAGAAUGGACUGGCCAUGUUCGCGACCUGGACGUACCUGGAAGCCAUGGUGACCCUGGGUACUGUGCUCAAUUACAACACUAGUCUUCAGGAUCCCCUCGUCAGCACUGUCGUCCUCACGUUGCUCUUGAUGGGCUUGGUUAUAUGGUUCACUUUUGAAAGCUUCAUCUUUGAGAAGCUCAUGCGAUACACGUUCACUGUGUAUCCCACAAUGAUCCUGGGCCUGGGGUCUAUCUUCACCAGAAGCUAUCACUUUGAUGACAUCGCACCCAACACCGUUUACUGCGGAGUUCUGAUGCUCUUUGCCACGCUCCUGAACAUCAUCCGGUUGAUUGCCGUUUGCUGCUACAAAGACAGGAAGCCCUCAUUUCUCUCUCAAGACCGGGCUCCCCGGGAAGACGUCUGUGAAACGGUGGCUCAGGAGAAAGACCGUCAAGAUGCCGAAGACGGCAACUGGGGCAUUGUCAACAGCCAGUUUUCCAAUGACUGAGGCCCUGCUGGAUGGAAAAGCGUCAUGCAUCUCGGGCACAUGAUUGUGGGGAAGCUGAAGGUUAAAAAUUCAGUUCCUCUAAGAUACUUUGCUGCUACGUAAUGAAAGAAAAAUUAUUGAAAUUGGACCAAAAAUAUACCAACAGAUCAAUAUGUAAAACAGAGUGCAAAAACGCUUUGAUGCUUUCAAUUUGCUUUAACAAGCUACCAAAGGAAGUACUGCUUUGGCUUCAAAAUGCUGCAAGAACCGUAAAUGAAAAGAAAUACAUGGCAAUUUACAAUUUCAUUGUUUUUUUUAAAUCAUAAGGGAAAUGUUAGAUGUAACCACCUGAUUUCAUUGUUUCAGUACACAUAAAAUUUAUUUGAAAAUGAUAUGUACAACAUACAAUUUGUGAGGAAAGCAUGAUCUUGCAAAAGUCCGAAAAUCUGUGGGGGAAAAAGGGUAAAUUCUGUUAUGUAAAUACCAUAUGAUCCAUACCUUUGGCUUUUUAUUAUUAUUUCCUGUGCAAUACUUUGCUACGUUCCUUUAAUCCACAUACACUUUAAAAACUGUCCUGUCUUAGUAAUGUAAAUCUACGCCCUGAAAAUCAAACAUAGGCUGAUUUAACUUAUUUUAAACACGUAUGAAUUCUUCAGAAUUGUCCAGAAAUUUGUUGUGAAAUAAUAAAAAAUGACCUUAGGCCUCAAUAAAGUAUCAGUUUGUAAA
Scleropages formosus (Asian bonytongue) is the source of this 1842-nucleotide messenger RNA. RefSeq lists its product as uncharacterized. The transcript is spliced from 7 exons. The record is from RefSeq and is a predicted model, not a curated record. NCBI's taxonomy places the organism in Eukaryota, Metazoa, Chordata, Actinopteri, Osteoglossiformes, Osteoglossidae. Bases 124 to 1137 code for a protein of 337 amino acids.